GCCGCCGCUGCUGUCCGCGCGCUCGAGCUGACCGGAUCACCGGGACCGGGACUUUCACUUUCACCGGAUGAAUAUACUUGUUUAUUUUUCAUUCAAUAACAAAAAUAUUGAAACAAUGAAAAAUAAAAAUGAACUUUCUGUUUUUUGACGGAAUUCAUUUGAAAUUUAAGGGAAACUUUUUUUCGCCGGUGCUUUCUCUCCGGUUCCGCGCGCGCCCGGACUCCAGUACUCCCAGUACUGAUGGUGUGAUGGUGUGUGUUGGUGCGGGAUGGGUUCCUCUCAGGUAAACGGGAGUGUCAUCUUCAUGACAGUGACUGGAUUACCGUGUCCUCGCGCAGGAGGAGGCUGCUGAGGGGGAGGAGGAAGAGGAGGAGGAGGAAGAGCAGAAUCAGGAGCGCGAGCCGCAGCAUUCCUCCACUUACACCCCGAGCUCUGCCCCGCGCGAUCCGGUGGGACUGGAGCUGAACUGGGAGAGGGUGCAGUCAGCCUUCCAGUCUGGGUCUCGCGGGAUUGGCAGGAGAAUGCUGGUCCCAGGUACCCGGCGGCAGGAUGGCGUUGAGUUGGCCGAGAGCCGUGGUCGUUAGGUGGUUCCUCUCGAUGCUCCUGUGGCACUGGGCACCUCUGGCUCCUCUGAGUUGGCUUCUGGCGGCGGCUGAGCGCCUGGACCACAACCCGUCCCCGUUCUUCUCGGUGUCCGGCCGGAGCAGCGGGCAGCUGGACUGGCUCCUCUCUGAUAAAGGACCCUUCCACCGCUGCCCGGAGUACACCGAGUUCAAGGAGCGCUUUCAGCAGGGCUUCACCACCCGCUACAAGAUCUACAGGGAAUUCAGCCACUGGAAAGUGAACAGCUUGGCCACGGAGAAGAGGGAUUUCUUCAAGGCGCCGCUGCCUCUCGCUCCGGAGUUCUUACGAAACCUCAGGCUGCUGGGGAGGAGGCCGAGUCUCCAGCAGAUCCACGAAAACCUCAUCAAAAAAUAUGGCACUCAUUUCCUGGUAUCGGCUACGCUGGGAGGGGAGGAGUCGCUCACCAUCUUCCUGGACAAGCAGAAGCUCAGCAAGAAGUCUGAAGGGAACGGGAACAGCUCGGUGGUUUCUCUGGAAGUCCUGCACCAGCUGGCAGCUUCCUACUUCACCGACCGAGAGAGCACCCUUAGGAGACUGCACCACCUCCAGAUCGCCACCUCUGCCAUCAAGGUAACAGAGACCAGAACGGGUCCUCUCGGAUGCAGCAACUACGACAGUCUGGACUCGGUCAGCUCGGUGUUGGUGCACAGCCCAGAGAAUAAAAUACACCUGAAAGGUUUACAGGAUGUGCUGCCGGAUUUCCUGCGGAAUCGCUUCGUGGAGGCGGCGCUCAGCUAUGUGGCCUGUAAUUCGGAGGGUGAACUGCUGUGCCGGAGUAAUGACUGCUGGUGCCAGUGCUCUGCAAAGUUCCCCGACUGUAACUGCCCCUUCACCGACAUUAAAGCCAUGGAAGACAGUCUGAGGAAGAGUAAAGAGUCCUGGGUAGCCUCCAACAACGAGUUCAUCGAGUCAGACGAGUUCAAAGCGUUCCUGAAGAAACUGCCCACCGAUCACUUCCUGAACACCUCGGCCAUCUUGCGGUUCUGGAGCUCCGACCCGGCUCUGCAGCGGCGCCACGGCCUGCUGGAGACCGGAACCAGACUGAUCCUGGGAAAAGCCCAGAAGAUCGUACGCAAACUCUUCACCCUCAGCAAGCGCUGCCCUAAACAGCCAAAGAUCAGCCUGCCCAGAGACAGGACUCUGGGGUUCUGGCUGAACCGGGUUCAGUCUCUGCUGUACUGUAACGAGCACGGCGUCCCGGGCUCUUUCUCCGAGGAGGCGCAGGGGUGCGUGUGUUUCUCCGAGCAGAGCGGCAGCUGCCAGGGCACCGUCCCGUGCCGGGUGGGCGAGAGCACCCUGUGCCUGCUGUGCGCCCCGGACAACAUCACCCGCUGCGGGACGUGCCUGCCCGGCAGCGUCCUGCACACGGGGUCCUGCCGGCCCAACAUCGCCAACUCCCUGGACCACUACGUCAACUUUGACCUGGACAUGCCGGACGCGGAGGCGCGCCACCUCCUGCACCGUCUGGACAGCCGCAUGGAGGUCCACGCCAUCUACAUCAGCAACGACGUGCGCCUGGGCAGCUGGUUCAACCCGGCGUGGCGCAAACGCAUGCUCCUGACGCUCAAGAGCAACAAGAACAAGUCCAACCUCAUCCACAUGCUGAUGGGGAUCUCCUUCCAGAUAUGUUCCACCAAGAACAGCACGCUGGAGCCCGUGCCUGCCAUCUACGUCAACCCCUUCGGGGGGAGCCACUCCGAGAGCUGGUUCAUGCCAGUCAACCAGCAGGACUUUCCCGACUGGGAGCGAACCAGGCUGGACUCGUCCCUGCAGUGCUACAACUGGACGCUAAUGCUGGGCGGCAAGUGGAAGUCCUUCUUCGAGACGGUGCACAUCUACCUGCGCAGCCGCAUCCUCACCGACGACCCGACCGUCAACGAGACGCUCUUCUACGAGCCGCUGGACCCGGACGACCGCUCCGCCAACCUGGGCUACAUGAAGAUCAACAGCCUGAAGGUCUUCGGCUACAGCAUGCACUUCGACGCCGAGGGCAUCAAGGACCUGAUCCUGCAGCUGGACUACCCAUACGCGCAGGGCUCGCAGGACGCCACCUUCCUCAUGCUGCUGGAGAUGCGAGACCGCAUCAACCGCCUCUCGCCGCCCGCCGCCCAGCCGCUGGACCUGUUCUCCUGCCUGCUCAGGCACCGGCUCAAGCUGUCGGCCGGGGAGGUGGCUCGCGUCCGGGACUCCCUGCAGAGCUUCAGCGCCAAGCUGCCCAACUCCCCCGAGCCCGAACUCGGCCAGCUGUGCAGCUAGCCUGGCUAAUGCUAGGCUGGCUAAUGCUAGCCCGGCUAGUGCUAGCCUGGCUAAUCCUCCCCCGGCCUCUCCGGCGCGGGCGGCGCGAAUGUGACCGAGGGACGGGAAUAUGACAGGGAAUGCCAUGUUAUUCGAAAUUCGGGAAUGAGUGAAUACGGUGUUCUGAUUGGGUCGACGGGAUUCAGAAACAACGUUCAGCAGUUUCCCUUUCUCUGGGCGAAAAACUCAACGAAUAAAAACGUGAGGUGUGACUGACGCGUGGAGGACGCUGAGUACAGAGAGCGCUGUGUAUCUGAAUGCUCACCGAAUUCAACACGGACCAAACCAAGCUACGCUCCUGAGCUACUUCUGUACGCCUGGAAAUAAAGAUAUAUAGAGAAUGAAAGAGAGAUAAAGAGAUAAAGAGGUAAACCGGGACUCGUCUCCUCUCGCGUAUCUGAAAAUGUCGAUGUUUUUGGUGAUGUCAUUGUUCAACUUGAAAAGGGGGGUGAAAACGUGCUCCAUUCGGAUUCAUAUUUCGUGUCCGGAGAGGGAAGGUCACUCAGUGAUCACAAUCAGUGCAGGGGUUUACCGUGAUUUUCUAUUUUAUCUUAAAUCCUGAAUCCUGUAUGGAGAGCUGUAUAUCUGUAUUUAACGCUGGAGUGAGAUCCCCGUAAAGGAAGCUUUGUAUUCAGAGAUUUUAUCAGAGGCUAAACCAAAAGGCAAACAAACGAACAAACGAAUGAACGAACGUGGAGUCGAGCUGAGCGGCGAAAUGUCUGUUUUUAAAUGUUCACAGAUGUUUUCUCUCUCUCUCUUUUUUUUUUGAGAUGUUGCUUAAGAUAACACAUGACAUCAUUUUGAAAAAGGUUGGUGUGCAGCUUUGUAUAUUCUGCUCCUCCGUCAUCGAUCCUCAUUUAGGACGCAGUGAAAGCUGCACGACGCUUCUUGAAUAUAACUGGUUGAACAUUCUUCUAAAAUUUGUACUUUUUGAAAAGUGCAAAGACCAAAAACAUUUCAUACACGACGAAAAAAAGGAAAAACUAAAAAAAUCUAUUGCCUUAUAACGUGGAGUCUAUGUUCGGAUAUCGAAGCACACUCGGUCGCUUGUUACUCUCUCUCUGUCUCUCUUUAAACCUUUUUACUUUUUACUCCUUUUUGCACCGGUUCUCGUCUCUCUUUUAUUUCAGUUCUGAUUUAUUUGGUUUUUAAAGUCACGACUAAUCUGUACAAUUCCAGUUUAGAACUGAGUGACUCUCUGUGAGGAAUACUUGCUGUGUCUGCUCUGUAGAAAAGUCAAAUAGCUCCACGUUUGCUCUUACAUUUACAUUUAACAAAGCGCCUGUAUUUAUUAAUUCCAGUUUACUGAUAUAUUAAAUAAUUUGCAUUAAAUUACUACAGACUUUUCUAAUGUGCAUCACAUCUCAGUCACUUCUAGUAACUACUAGUCGUGUAAAAUGGCCCAAAGUAAUUUUCUACAGUCUACUCCUGUCUUUGAUUGAUUUGCAUUGGAAAAUAUUAUAUUACUCCAAUCAAGCAUAACAUUAGGACCAUCCCCUUCUUUCUACUGUACAUCCAUAAUUAAGCAUUAAAACUCUUGAGGUUCGUGCUAUAACCUGUAAUAUGACCUGAGGCCUCGUGCCCAUGACUGCAGCACAGCAGUGCCGAUAUUACAGGUUAUAGCACGAACCUCGAGCGCAUUACUGCUUAAUUAAUGAGUUCAGAAAUAAUCAAUAUUUAGUUCAAUAACCCUGUUUUGUUUAUCACAGUUUUAAUUUAAUGCAUCUUGGCAUCAUGUUCUCCUCCUCUACCAGUCUUACACACUGCUUUUGGAUAACUUUAUGCUGCUUUACUCCUGGUGCAAAAAUUCAAGCAGUUCAGUUUGGUGGUUUGAUGGUUUGUGAUCAUCCAUCUUCCUCUUGAUUAUAUUCCAGAGGUUUCUAAUUUGGUAAAAUCAAAGAAAUUCAUCAUUUUUAAGUGAAAUCUCAUUUUUUCCUAUUUUAAAGACGUUUUUCACUUUUAUCAUUUUUCAACAACGUCUCUACCACUGCUUAUUUUGAUCUGGACCAAAUAAAGCCCUGAUUUUAUCUGUAGAGAAUCUGAAAGAGAGUGUAUAAGAGUGUCAGAGAUUUUCAGAGGGCAGGGCUGAAGGUGAAGGAUCUGGGGGAGGUUGUCUAAAGGCCGAGCCGAUCUCUCAGCCUGUCAAAACUCUUCCCACUCUCCGUCCGGAAUAAAGGAAAUCAAGGAAUAAAGGAUCAGAGCGAAGGAGGAGGGAGUUCUGUAAAUAUGUAAACAUCACUUAACAAUCAGCGAACAUCAGUUUUCACCCCUAACACCACUGCUGCGCUCCGAUUCACCUCCGAUUCUGGAAUUUCCUGGGUGAAAUGAGGAAAUUUCCUCUGGAAAACCCUGAAAAUGAUGCAUAUAAACAGUAAAGCAGUAGAGCAGCAGUGUUAUAGUGCAGAGCCCCUAAGGUGACAUCAUGUUAAAAGAAAAUAAUAAUGCAUGGCAGCGAGAUAAUUAAGGUGUAGGAAUUAGAUCAUAAUGCGUGGCCAUGACUUAUUACGAGGUGGGAAAGAAAUCCUAAUGCGUGGCCAUGACUUAAUAAGAGGUGGGAAUGAGAUCCUAAUGCAUGGCCAUGACUUAUUACGAGGUGGGAAAGAAAUCCUAAUUUGUGGCCAUGACUUAAUAAGAGGUGGGAAUGAGAUCCUAAUGUGUGGCCAUGACUUAUUAAGAGACGGGAAUGAGAUCGUAAUGUGUGGCAACAACUCAUUAAGAUGUAGGGAAGAAAUCCUAAUGCAUGGCCACAACUUAUUAAGACCCUCAGCUCAAAUUUGAAAAAUGCUAAAAAAUGGGAGUGGCAGUUUGGGAGGGGCACUGGGUGAUGUAUGGGUUUAGGG
Messenger RNA from Astyanax mexicanus (Mexican tetra), 5759 nucleotides. It is a transcript of the gene brinp2, whose product is annotated as bone morphogenetic protein/retinoic acid inducible neural-specific 2. Lineage: Eukaryota; Metazoa; Chordata; Actinopteri; Characiformes; Acestrorhamphidae. The transcript has 8 exons. Bases 550 to 2880 code for a protein of 776 amino acids. Gene Ontology annotation, biological process: positive regulation of neuron differentiation; negative regulation of mitotic cell cycle. The record is from RefSeq and is a predicted model, not a curated record.